This is a messenger RNA of Fraxinus pennsylvanica, 1410 nucleotides long. The record is from the annotation of a GenBank genome assembly. NCBI's taxonomy places the organism in Eukaryota, Viridiplantae, Streptophyta, Magnoliopsida, Lamiales, Oleaceae.
AUGGAAGUGGAGGUGAUGUUACCAUCACCGCCUGUGGAUUUAAACUUUGACAGUGCGAGCACUUCACCAUACAUAACUGCCCCUUCAAGCCCACAACGAUUUGGAAACUUAUUCUAUAGUACCCCCACCAGCCACACCAGUGUCUCCGCCCUCUACAGAGACUUCAAGAACUACAGCGCCGCCGCAACUGGUCGUGGUGAUACUACCAAUGAUGAUGGUGCAGAUUUUGCUUUUGAUUUUAGUGGUCAACUGGAGAAAAGUUCAUUAACUGCUGAUGAACUGUUUGAUGGUGGGAAAAUCAAGCCCCUAAAACCCCCUCCACUCUUACAAUACGAAAACAAGCCACCCGAUCCUCCGAAAUCUGCUCAAUCACCCAAGAAAUUCACCCCGCGUCACAGGAAGGAAGAAUUUGAUCCAUUUGCGGUUGCCAUCAACCAAACCCAAAAAGAAAACAUUCAAGAAAGCUCUCGAAGAACAAAAUCUUUAUGUCCUUUCAGAGUUUCCGACUUAUUAUUUGAUGCGGACUACAAUCAAAGAGAAUCCAAGAAUUCUUCUGCAGUACCUUCUUCAUCAAAUUCAUCCAUUUUUUCAGCUACAUCUUGGUACAAAAAAUGGAAAAUAAAGGACUUGUUACUGUUCAGAAGUGCAUCAGAAAGUAGGGCAACAGAGUUGAAGAAAAAUUGCCAUCAAGAUGGUGAUCAAGUGAUCAAGAGUUGUAGCUUUAGAUCAACGGACAGUGUUGGAUCAGGAUCGAGUAGAAGAACAACAGGGCCAUCUAUUUCAGCUCAUGAAUUGCAUUACACUCCCCUAAAACCCCCUCCACGCUUACAAUACGAAAACAAGCCACCCGAUCCUCCGAAAUCUGCUCAAUCACCCAAGAAAUUCUCCCCGCGUCACAGGAAGGAAGAAUUUGAUCCAUUUGCGGCUGCCAUCAACCAAACCCAAAAAGAAAACAUUCAAGAAAGCUCUCGAAGAACAAAAUCUUUAUCUCCUUUCAGAGUUUCCGACUUAUUAUUUGAUGCGGACAACAAUCAAAGAGAAUCCAAGAAUUCUUCUGCAGUACCUUCUUCAUCAAAUUCAUCCAUUUUUUCAGCUACAUCUUGGUACAAAAGAUGGAAAAUAAAGGACUUGUUACUGUUCAGAAGUGCAUCAGAAAGUAGGGCAACAGAGUUGAAGAAAAAUUGCCAUCAAGAUGGUGAUCAAGUGAUCAAGAGUUGUAGCUUCAGAUCAACGGACAGUGUUGGAUCAGGAUCGAGUAGAACAACAGGGCCAUCAAUUUCAGCUCAUGAAUUGCAUUACACUGUUAACCGGGCUGUGUCUGAAGAGAUGAAGAAAAGGACUUUCUUGCCAUAUAAACAAGGAUUACUGGGCUGCCUGGGGUUCAAUCCCAGUGCUUCUUCGUCUCGUUGA